UUUGGUAUUGCUGAUUUUUGACAUUUCUGCUGACAGCAUUGAAGACGGCAAAAGUGUUUGGUCAUUUUCCUAGCCGCUUAUUAUUAAUUCGUUUUUUUCUGAAUUUCCAUCCAAUUUGAGUUAGAAUAUGUUUUUAACACGUGCUGAAUAUGAUCGUGGUGUGAACACCUUUUCGCCAGAGGGACGACUAUUCCAGGUGGAAUACGCCAUAGAAGCUAUCAAAUUGGGAUCCACUGCCAUCGGGAUUUGCACAAGUAGCGGCGUGGUACUCGCUGCUGAAAAACGUAGCACAUCUGAUUUGAUGGUUUCUAGUAGUGUAGAAAAAAUCGUACAAGUAGACCGACACAUUGGAUGCGUUACAUCUGGGCUGACUGCUGAUGCACGUACAUUGAUUGACCGUGCACGCGUUGAAUGCCAAAACUAUUGGUUCAUCUAUAAUGAGUCAAUGCCUAUAGAAUCUUGUGCGCAAGCAGUAUCUGCUAUGGCUAUACAGUUUGGCGACAGUAGUGAUGGUGGAUCGGCUAUGAGUCGCCCAUUUGGUGUAGCUAUGCUAUUUGCCGGAAUUAAUGAGGGUGUUCCUCAGCUUUGGCAUAUGGAUCCAUCGGGAACAUAUGUACGCUACGGUGCCAAAGCAAUCGGUUCUGGUAGUGAAGGUGCGCAGCAAACACUUAAAGAUGAAUAUCACAAAGACAUGAGCUUACAAGAGGCGACAAAACUGGCAAUGUCUAUUCUCAAACAAGUAAUGGAGGAAAAACUGGAAUCGAAGAAUGUCGAAGUGCUGGUUAUGAGACCAAACGAAGAUUUCCGUAUGUUUUCGAAAGAAGAGGUAGAACGGGAAAUAGCUGCCCUGUAGGACGGUGAGUGUGAAUGACGUCUGUCGGGGAUGCGACCAUAUAUAAAUGCAUUCAAUUUGGUACUUUGUAUUUAAAUAAAAUAUAAUAAAAUUAUAA
Messenger RNA from Anastrepha obliqua, 950 nucleotides. It is a transcript of the gene Prosalpha5, whose product is annotated as proteasome subunit alpha type-5. Gene Ontology annotation, cellular component: nucleus; proteasome core complex, alpha-subunit complex; proteasome core complex. The record is from RefSeq and is a predicted model, not a curated record. Lineage: Eukaryota; Metazoa; Arthropoda; Insecta; Diptera; Tephritidae. The transcript is spliced from 3 exons. Gene Ontology annotation, biological process: proteasome-mediated ubiquitin-dependent protein catabolic process. The coding region runs from base 128 to 853 and encodes 241 amino acids.